Phanerochaete carnosa HHB-10118-sp is the source of this 332-nucleotide messenger RNA. RefSeq lists its product as uncharacterized. The record is from RefSeq and is a predicted model, not a curated record. The transcript is spliced from 3 exons. NCBI's taxonomy places the organism in Eukaryota, Fungi, Basidiomycota, Agaricomycetes, Polyporales, Phanerochaetaceae. Bases 1 to 279 code for a protein of 92 amino acids. Gene Ontology annotation, cellular component: cytoplasm.
AUGUCUGAGAGCACCAAGCUCCCCACUCGUGCCGUCGGUGGACACAAGGCUGCGAUGCACAACCCGAACAUCUCUGAGGAGGCGAAAGAACACUCGCGCCAGGUCGUCGAUGACCUGGAGCGCGAUUUGCAAACCAAGGAGCAGCGUGCCAAGUACGACGAUGACAAGGACGAGACGCGGGUUAACGCCGGGCUGAAGGCGACCAUGAAGAACCCGAAUGUCAGCCAGGAGGCUAAGGACCGUGCGCACGAACAGCUCGAGGACAAGGGCGUGUUCUAAAGGCUCUUGUAUACGGGCAUGCUUCUUGUGAUAGAAAGGCGUUAAAUGAAAGU